CCAACACUCCCAUUCCCACUCUUCACACAUCACACAUCACAAUGUCUUCCUCUCUCGAGCAAUUGAAGGCCACUGGCACCACCGUUGUCUGCGACUCCGGUGACUUCGCCACCAUCGACAAGUACAAGCCCCAGGAUGCCACCACCAACCCCUCCCUCAUCCUCGCCGCUUCCAAGAAGCCCGAGUACGCCAAGUUGAUCGAUGCCGCUGUCGAGUACGGCAAGAAGCACGGCGGAAGCAGCAUUGAGGACCAGGUCGAUGCCACCCUCGACAACCUUCUCGUCCAGUUCGGAAAGGAGAUCCUCAACAUCGUCCCCGGAAAGGUCUCCACCGAGGUGGACGCCCGUUUCUCCUUCGAUACCGAGGCUUCCGUCAAGAAGGCCCUCCGCAUCAUCGACCUCUACAAGGAGAUCGGUAUCCCCAAGGAGCGCGUCCUCAUCAAGAUCGCCUCCACCUGGGAGGGUAUCAAGGCUGCCGAGAUCCUCCAGUCCAAGUAUGGAAUCAACACCAACUUGACCCUCAUGUUCUCUCUCGUCCAGGCCAUCGCCGCCGCUGAGGCCGGUGCUUUCCUCAUCUCUCCCUUCGUCGGCCGCAUCCUUGACUGGUACAAGGCUGCCACCAAGAAGGAGUACUCCGCCCAGGAGGACCCCGGUGUCCAGUCCGUCGGUGCCAUCUUCAACUACUACAAGAAGUUCGGCUACAACACCAUUGUCAUGGGUGCCUCCUUCAGGAGCAUCGGUGAGGUCACCGAGCUCGCUGGAUGCGACUACCUUACCAUUGCUCCCAACCUCCUCGAGCAGCUCUACAACUCCACCGACUCCGUCCCUAAGAAGCUCGAUGCCUCCAACGCCUCCUCCCUCAACCUCGAGAAGAAGACCUACAUCAACAGCGAGGCCGACUUCCGAUUCGACUUCAACGAGGAGCAAAUGGCCGUCGAGAAGCUCCGCGAGGGUAUCUCCAAGUUCGCCGCCGAUGCCAACACCCUCAAGGACAUCCUCCGCCAGAAGAUCCAGGCAUAAAAAGUUCAAGCUCCGAUAUCGGUCGCUUUAUGAGUAAUAUGAAUAUCACUGUGCUACCCCUUAUUAUUUCUCUAUGAGAUUGGACAUUGAGAAAGGUUAUUCCUUUUAAAUCCAAUAUGGAAUCUUGCUCUGGUAGUAUCUAGUAUGAUGAUGAAGAUAUCAAAAACAAAAAUAGAAUGUAAUACCCCUCCAAAAUUAUAUGGAACUUCCCGU
Messenger RNA from Aaosphaeria arxii CBS 175.79, 1232 nucleotides. Its product is annotated as transaldolase 1. The coding region runs from base 42 to 1019 and encodes 325 amino acids. The record is from RefSeq and is a predicted model, not a curated record. Gene Ontology annotation, cellular component: cytoplasm; intracellular anatomical structure. Lineage: Eukaryota; Fungi; Ascomycota; Dothideomycetes; Pleosporales. The transcript has 4 exons. Gene Ontology annotation, molecular function: transaldolase activity. Gene Ontology annotation, biological process: pentose-phosphate shunt, non-oxidative branch; carbohydrate metabolic process; pentose-phosphate shunt.